AUGGGUUCUUAUGUCGGUGGGCUUCUGCUCGCGUUUUCGGUCUAUCGCAGCUAUACAACAAAGACUGUUACUUCUCUCGGGGCCCUUGUUUUGGCCUUGUCAAGUCUCGUAUAUGUUGUACACCCAUGGUAUACACCCUUGAUUAUUCUGGUGAUUUUCCACAUUGGAUCGGCCAGGGUAAAGAAGGUGAAACGCGAUAUUAAGGCGCGCUUGACCAUUUCUGCGCCCCCAUCAAAGCCGGGAAGUGCUAAACAUGAUGCUCUUCAGGUUUUAUCCAGUGGAGUGAUUGGCACUAUCCUGUGUGCCGCUCAUGCAGUAGCGGUGUAUAUUAACCCAGAUGCUCAGUAUUUUACUUUUGGUCAGAAUGCCGCUGAUAUCCUACUUAUCGGACUAGUAUCACACUACUGCGCUGGCGCAGCUGACGAUUGGUCUGGAGAGCUGGGCAUUCUCUCCAAAUCCAACCCUCGCUUAAUUACUUCGUGGAACUUGCGAGAAUGUCCACCGGGGACAAAUGGUGGCGUGUCCCUGGUCGGUACCGUUGCUGGCUUUGCUGGAUCGUUCACCAUCGCCCUGGCGUUUGGGCUAGUGGCCCCAUUUCACCCCGAUCAUUCCGCCAUCUUCGACAGGGUCUUGUUGGUCGUUGCAUUGACUAUCUGGGGUGGGUUUGGAAGUAUCAUCAACAGCUUCCUUGGUGGAAUACUACAACCCACUAUUAUCGAUGAGAAGACUGGCAAGGUCGUUGAAGGCGAGCGUGGCCAGAUUGCAGCCUUCCAGAAGAAUGCAGCGACACACGGAAAUGCCAAGGGUGCUUCAACCAACAAGCGCCUGGGACAUGGACUUGGUCUUUUGAGCAACAAUAGCAUUUUUCUACUUACUGUUCUCAUUGGAGCCGUAGGUGCUAUGGGGGCUGCGCAGUGGGCCUGGGAUGUGGAUAUGAGCGAGCUGUUGCUGCAGGUACAAGUUCCCCAAGUCGCAAUUGUUUGA
Molecule: messenger RNA, 984 nt
Organism: Penicillium angulare
Lineage: Eukaryota; Fungi; Ascomycota; Eurotiomycetes; Eurotiales; Aspergillaceae
Product: DUF92 domain-containing protein
Exons: 3
Coding region: 1-984 (327 amino acids)
Cellular component (GO): membrane
Source: RefSeq, a predicted model, not a curated record